Messenger RNA from Mesoplodon densirostris (Blainville's beaked whale), 722 nucleotides. RefSeq names its product EEF1A lysine methyltransferase 1-like. The transcript has a single exon. NCBI's taxonomy places the organism in Eukaryota, Metazoa, Chordata, Mammalia, Artiodactyla, Ziphiidae. The coding region runs from base 51 to 692 and encodes 213 amino acids. Gene Ontology annotation, molecular function: nucleic acid binding; protein-lysine N-methyltransferase activity. Gene Ontology annotation, biological process: methylation. The record is from RefSeq and is a predicted model, not a curated record.
GCCGGCGAGGGGAGGCGGCGGCGGAGGCGAGUGGGGCGCGUUGGUGUGAAAUGAGCAGCUCUGAAGAUGAGGACCUCCCCCAGCUCUCUUCCCAUGCCCUUGCAGCUCUGCAGGAAUUUUAUGCUGAGCAGAAACAGUACACCGACCUCGGUGGCGAUGACAAGUACAACAUUGGAAUAAUAGAAGAGAACUGGCUGAGCCAGUUUUGGUACACUCCGGAGACCGCCCUGCGCCUCGCAGAGGAAGCCGUGGCAGCUGCUGGGGAAGGUGGCAGAAUAGCGUGUGUGAGUGCCCCCAGCGUUUACCAGAAGCUGAGAGAGCUGCACAGAGAAGACUUUUCUAUCUGCAUCUUCGAAUAUGACCACAGGUUUGCCAUCUAUGGAGAGGAGUUUAUCUUCUAUGAUAACAAUAACCCAGUGGAUUUACCUGAGAAAAUUGCUGCACACAGUUUUGACAUUGUAAUAGCAGAUCCCCCCUAUCUCUCCGAGGAAUGUCUCAGAAAAACGUCGGAAACCAUCAAGUACCUGACCCGGGGCAAGAUUCUGCUGUGCACAGGUGCCGUCAUGGAGGAAGAGGCAGCACAACUUCUUGGAGUGAAGACGAGCGCGUUUAUUCCGAAACACACUCGAACCCUGGGAAACAAAUUCCGCUGUUACGUGAAUUACGAUUCUGGGCUGGACCGUGAACUGUGAACGCAGCUGGUAAUACAAUGUAGUAAAGGA